Molecule: messenger RNA, 1095 nt
Organism: Amphiprion ocellaris (clown anemonefish)
Lineage: Eukaryota; Metazoa; Chordata; Actinopteri; Pomacentridae
Product: keratin-associated protein 10-11-like
Exons: 2
Coding region: 4-1095 (363 amino acids)
Source: RefSeq, a predicted model, not a curated record
UCAAUGAGUCUGAUCAGAAACAUCAGGGAUCUUACUGGACCUGAGGAACACCCGAGGAACCCGCACUGUCUAGCAGGGUUAACCUAUCAGGGCUUUGUUUAUGUUCAGUUACAAUGGAGAUCUAUCUGUGCAGCAUCGGUUACCAUGGAGAUCUACCUGUGCAGCAUUGGUUACCAUGGAGAUGCAGCAGGUAUAAACUCUGACUUUAGACUCAAUAAUCUGAACAUCAGAUGUGAAAACAGCAGAUCGAAAAACAGAACAUGGAGCUGCCAAGUGUGUGUGUCCAGGUGUCUGUGUCCAGGUGUGUCUGUCCAAGUGUGUGUCCAGGUGUCUCCGUCCAGGUGUGUCUGUCCAAGUGUGUGUGUCCAGGUGUCUCCGUCCAGGUGUCUGUGUCCAGGUGUGUGUGUCCAGGUGUCUCCGUCCAGGUGUCUGUGUCCAGGUGUGUGUGUCCAGGUGUCUCCGUCCAGGUGUGUCCAGGUGUGUGUCCAAGUGUCUCCGUCCAGGUGUGUGUGUCCAGGUGUGUGUCCAGGUGUCUCCGUCCAGGUGUCUCCGUCCAGGUGUCUCCGUCCAGGUGUCUGUGUCCAGGUGUCUCUGUCCAGGUGUGUGUGUGUCCAGGUGUCUCUGUCCAGGUGUGUGUGUCCAGGUGUCUCCGUCCAGGUGUCUGUGUCCAGGUGUCUGUCCAGGUGUCUCCGUCCGGGUGUGUGUGUCCAGGUGUCUCUGUCCAGGUGUCUGUCCAGGUGUCUCUGUCCAGGUGUGUGUGUCCAGGUGUGUGUCCAGGUGUCUCUGUCCAGGUGUGUGUCCAGGUGUCUCCGUCCAGGUGUCUGUCCAGGUGUCUCCGUCCGGGUGUGUGUGUCCAGGUGUCUCUGUCCAGGUGUGUGUGUCCGGGUGUCUCUGUCCAGGUGUGUGUCCAGGUGUCUCCGUCCAGGUGUGUGUGUCCAAAUGUCUCUGUCUGGGUGUGUGUCCAGGUGUCUCUGUCCAGGUGUGUGUGUCCAGGUGUCUCUGUCCAGGUGUGUGUGUGUCCAGGUGUGCUUCUACCUACCCGUUAGUCCUAGGCAACCUGUUGCUAACAUGCUACCUGUGGAGCUACAAAGCUGA